Myxocyprinus asiaticus (Chinese sucker) is the source of this 1783-nucleotide messenger RNA. RefSeq names its product coactosin-like protein. Gene Ontology annotation, cellular component: plasma membrane; site of polarized growth; actin filament. Bases 211 to 639 code for a protein of 142 amino acids. Gene Ontology annotation, molecular function: actin filament binding. Gene Ontology annotation, biological process: regulation of actin filament polymerization. The transcript is spliced from 4 exons. The record is from RefSeq and is a predicted model, not a curated record. Lineage: Eukaryota; Metazoa; Chordata; Actinopteri; Cypriniformes; Catostomidae.
AACACCACUAACGCCCAUUAAGAGGCAACAGGGAAUGAAUCGAGUUGUGAAAUUACUUACUACUCCAUACCACUGAGAGAAGACACUUCCCUGCCACACCAGCCUGUCUGCAUCUCCUUUGUCACACUUUGGAAUUUAAACUACGUCUGUCUCAUUUCUGUUGGUAUUGUCCAGCAUUUAGAUUCAUUGUUUCUCCUUUUCAUCGUCGAAAUGGCAACGCGAAUUGACAAAGAUGCUUGCAGAGAAGCAUACAAUCUGGUCCGAGAUGACGGCUCUGAUAUCAGCUGGGCAUCUUUUAAGUAUGACGGAUCUACCAUUGUACCAGGGGGUCACGGGUCCGACUAUGGCGAAUUCAAGAGUCAAUGUACAGAUGAUGCCCGUCUCUUCGGGUUUGUGAGGAUCACAACAGGUGAUGCCAUGAGUAAGCGGGCCAAGUUCACCCUCAUCACCUGGAUUGGUGAGAAUGUCAGUGGACUACAAAGGGCCAAGAUUAGCACUGACAAGACACUGGUAAAAGACAUCGUUCAGAACUUUGCCAAGGAGUUUAUGAUCAGUGAUCCUCGGGAAUUGGAGGAAGACUACCUUCGCAAUGAGCUGAAGAAGGCUGGUGGGGCCAACUACGAUGCCCAGGCCGAAUAAAACUUGGGGAGGGGUUUCUAUGGGGUUGGGACAUCCAAACUGGAUGAGAAGGAAGGGGGAAAACCCAUGUCAGACAUGCACCCACAAACAAACACAUACACACACUUAGACAAACAUACAUACAUACCUCAUCCCUCUUGGGAACUGUGAUAUUGCCAAGAAAGAUGUGUUCAUACAUCAAAAUACUUGUUAUAUUGGUCUUGGAACAACAUUCCUAUGAACCAAUUCAUUUUCAGGAAAGGGGUAGGGUUUAUGGUUAGGCUUAGGGUUGGAAGUUAGGGGCUUGUAACCCAUUUAAUCUAUCAUUCCCUCUGAUUUUAUGGGUAGUUCACAAAUAGGUUAAGGUGCAGGUUAGGUAAAGGGUUUUAUGGAGGAUUAGGAUUGUUCCAGCCAGGACUCAAAAUAUGUUGAUCCAAAAACACAUCUUACUUGGCAAAAUCACGGCGACCCAUCCCUCUUCCAGUCUGAUCAUGGAUGAUUUAUCUACUGUACUGUGCAUCAUCUCACUGUCAUCUCAUCUAGUGCUAUGAGGUUGUGUUUUUCUUCUGGGGCAUUUUUGUAACUGUAAUUAGAGUUUUUGAGGAAGCUCCUUGGCUUAUGAUCAGAGUUGUCAUCACUGUGAUAUGCUUUCAUAACAUUUACAAUGGAAGCAACAAAGAGCAUGUGAGUCCAGCAUGGGAUUCUUUAUAGGGGUUUAAAUGAAUGUUCAUCUCCCUGCUGACUCCUAAUACAGAUAACUGUGUUUACUGUCUUAAUCUCCCAUGGAGAGGUAGACAUAAUAGAAUGUGUGCAUUUGUGUGUGUGUGUGUGUGUGUAUGUUUGCAGACACUGCACUGUGACUGGCUAACUUGCAUGCAAGGGGGCAGAGACUUAAAUGAGCGUAUAGCCCUCGAACUUCUUUCAUUGGCUGUAUCACUAUCUCUCCACCAAACCAAGGAGCAGCCAUUUCUCUAGUGUAGCCUUCAUUUCAGUUUAAAUCAAAAACCCCUAAGAAUGUUUUUUUUUCUUAAAUUGUAGGCUUUAUUUACAUUAACAAUAUGACCUGUGGUUCAUCCUUGGGAAUACAAAUGCCUCCAGGAGCCAAGAAAGCAAAAAGAUGAGCACAAAAGCAAUCAUUUCAGAAUAAAAUUGUCAUUUUUUUCAA